Molecule: messenger RNA, 2822 nt
Organism: Misgurnus anguillicaudatus (oriental weatherfish)
Lineage: Eukaryota; Metazoa; Chordata; Actinopteri; Cypriniformes; Cobitidae
Source: RefSeq, a predicted model, not a curated record
CGUGCAUCGAUUUGGCUGUGAUUUCGGGCAUUUGUCCGCGACUUCUCAAAACCUGUCGACGAGUCAAAAUCAGAGCCAAAAUCGUGCCGUCUGAACUUGGCAUUAGGCUGCGAGACAGAAAUUCAGUUAAAAUUUUCACAGAUGACAUGAUGACAGCAUAUGUCUUGGCCUAACAAAAUAAGUUAUUUUAGCAUUGGUUAUUUUGGCAGUUAAUUACUCAGUUAAUUAGUUAUUCACGAGUUCGCAUUAAAUCCAUAGGGAAUGAGAUAAAGCAUAUUUUACGAACCCAGAGUACUCCCCCCUCUUUAACUGGGAUAUUGAACUAGCUGAGAGUGAGGUGAUGGGGUGGAGGAGGGAUGCUGCCAAAAACUGUCAUGAGACAGAGGUGAAGGAAGGCUAUUUAUAGGCACCCAUUUGCGCUGAGAACAGAAUGGUUUGUAACCCUAGCAAUGUUAUUAAAAAAACUUACAUUGUGUUAUAAACUCUUCUAUUAAUUGCUUCCUGUUUCCUCAUGUUAAUAUGAAGUGGUCUGUAGUUUGUGUAUCAGUUCUGUUAUAGUCAUUCAUGAACACAGACAUGAUGCUGCUCGUCCUCUCAAUCUUUACACUGUUUCUACAGAUUCAUCCACAGCAUUCAACACAAAAUUCCUUUACAACCACAACUGCAACAGAUACACAAAAUUCAACACAAAAUUCUUCUACAACCACAAAUGCAACGGAUACACGAACAUCUCUGACUGCAGAAUCCAGUUCAUAUUUAGGAAACACAACGGACAGUAUAGCUGACUGGGACUACGUUAUAGAAACCGCUACAACCUUAAACCCUCUCAAUGUUUUAUGGAGCAUCACAGAAGUUUUUAAUACUUCAACUCCUAAAACUGCUGUUCAUGGAGCACUAAUUCGGCUGAUGAUAGUAGUCACCAGUGGAGGUGUUUUCCUGAGCGGACUCAUGGGUGUUUGGUGCUGUUUUGUCAGCAAAAAAAGAUCAAAACUUGAAAGAACUGCAGGAGAUUCGUGUUCUUCUGGAUCUGAAGAAAUAUACUCUUUCAUCACUUAUGAACCAGACACAUCUCAACCCACAGGAUUUGAUGAUGUUUAUACAAUGGUGAUCUACAGCACAUCAACCUGGCAGUCUCAGAUCACCGAAGAUCUGAUAUUAAAAUCAUACACAGGAGAGAAGAAAUAUCAUCUUUAUUAGAGACUACUACACUCACCUAAAGGAUUAUUAGGAACACCAUACUAAUACUGUGUUUGACCCCCUUUCGCCUUCAGAACUGCCUUAAUUGUACAUGGUAUUGAUUCAACAAGGUGCUGAAAGCAUUCUUUAGAAAUGUUGGCCCAUAUUGAUAGGAUAGCAUCUUGUAGUUGAUUUGUGGGAUGCACAUCCAGGGCAUGAAGGUCCCGUUCCACCACAUCCCAAAGAUGCUCUAUUUGGUUGAGAUCUGGUGACUGUGGGGGCCAUUUUAGUACAUUGAACUCAUUGUCAUGUUCAAGAAACCAAUUUGAAAUGAUUCGAGCUUUGUGACAUGGUGCGUUAUCCUGCUGGAAGUAGUCAUCAGAGGAUGGGUACAUGGUGGUUAUAAAGGAUGGACAUGGUCAGAAACAAUGCUCAGGUAGGCCGUUGCAUUUAAAUGAUGCCCAAUUGGCACUAAGGGGCCUUAAGUGUUCCAAAAAAACAUCCCCCACACCAUUACACCAUUGCAUUAAUGAGAAAUUGAACAGGUGUUCCUAAUAAUCCUUUAGGUGAGUGUAUAUCCAUACUGUUCAAUUUUUGGCUUCAUUGAUACUGUAACGAUAAAACAAUGCUUUGCUUUUCACUGUUUGUCAUGCUUAAAAAUUGUCUCUCCAUCACAUUCAUUAUUUGUUUUGUUCCAUCAGCAUUAUGAUUUUCACAGCAGUAUAACAUUAAAGAUUUAAAAACUUUCCAUGAACAUUAUCAAAAAUAUCAGUGUGAGCUCUGUGAUGCAUUGUUUCCAGAUGUAGGUCAGAUGUAGCAUACAAAACUAGUGUGAUAAUACUCAAGACAUAUAUACUCUGAAUAUUACAGCAAUGAUUUAUACAGUUGAUUUUUUUUGUUAGAAUUAAAAUAGGCCUAAAUGUUUCUUAUACUAAAGACAGUAGGUAUACUUUGUAUGUAAUCCACAUUGUGUAAUGCACUGAUCUAUAUUUUCAUAUAAAUUAAGCUUUGAAUUCAAAUGUAUCCAGGGCUCGGAGAAAAUCGAUUUGUUACUUUCGUCCCGCGUUACUUUUGCCCCGGUUCUCCCCUAAACCCAGAAAAAAAUGAUAAUUUUACCUUUCACUUCUUAUUUGACAUUUUAAUAUUCUAUUGAAAUUAUUUUACUCAUUUUGAUUCUGCCAAAGACAGCAAACUAGGUCUCUCAGUAAUUACGGUAAAUCUAGUUUUACUUAUGGUAUUUUUCCACUGCAUAGUACACUUUUCCACUGUGUACAUGACCUAUCUUCUUGUUUUAGUACCACCUCAGUUGAGGUUCCAAGCGAGCCAUAAAGAUACUAAAAUUUGACGUAAAAACACAUGCAGAUCACAGAGAGAAUGUAUUGAAAACCAACGGGCCGCAAUACAAUCUUAAGGGGUGAUAGUUUUCAUCCUAGACCUCUAAUAAAUACCUCUAAAUAAUCUUAUUCUCUACAAUCAAGUCUAGAAUUUUUAUGAUAUUAUCCUACACUUCACAGGGAAUAAUAUGGAUUUUUUCCAGAAAACUUUUUGCAUAAAAUAGAUUCAAGCACUUUCAAUGACCUGUAUCUAUGUAUGUAUAUUUUCAAAAACUUCCUAGGGCCUUGAAUUUUUUCCCCCAGAUUCACAAA